This is a messenger RNA of Coregonus sp. 'balchen', 10510 nucleotides long. NCBI's taxonomy places the organism in Eukaryota, Metazoa, Chordata, Actinopteri, Salmoniformes, Salmonidae. The record is from the annotation of a GenBank genome assembly.
GCCAAUUAGAACGUGGCAAGUCAGACAAGUUCAAUUUCGGGAGGUGGGGAGCGUGAUUUCAGAAGUCUUUCUAGUUUGUAUGAAACCACAAGCCAAAGAUCAAUUUGUAACUUCACUUUAGGAUUGAUCAAGCUCUACAGAGAUUGCUAAUAAUAGACAGUUACUAGUUUAAAGGGAGAAGUCUCACUCGUUACACGGAUAGCAUCCCAUUGGAAAACCUGACAAUGAGAAAGAUAGCGCUGCUGCUAAUUGUCUUGCUUGGCGUUGCCCACUUUGCCACUGUCAUCCAAUGUGAAGAAGAUGGUAAGUAGCUAGCUAACGUUAGUUAGUAAUUAAUUAAGUUAGUCAGGUCGUUUACACGCUAGUUGGCUUCUCCUGUCGUUAUAAUUGUUGGCCGGUCAGCUCUUAUUCAUUAGCUAGUUGGGUAACUAGCUAGCUAGUUGUUAACUAAACUGCUGGCUAGUUUUUAUAGAAUGUUGUGUGUGCACGCGCGUAAUGUUGCAGCAUGGUUUUGUUUAGCCCUUAUCAUGACUACAAUUCCAUUGCAUAACAUUGGGUCAAUGGACGACCCAUUUCUUUAACCUUGUGAGGAAAGUGCCCCAACGCUGCACAAAUGUUAUGUAUAAACGCAAAUACACCUCAAUUCUCUAAUACAAAAGAUACAAUUACUGUACGCAGUUCAAUACAUCCACCAGGUGUGGUAUAUCAAGAAGCUGAUUAAACAGCAUGAUCAUUACACAGGUGCACCUUGUGCUGGGGAAAAUAAAAGCCCACUCUAAAAUGUGCAGUUUUGUCACACAACACAAUGUCAAGUUUUGAGGGAGCAUGCUGACUGCAGGAAUAUCCACCAGAGCUGAUAAUUUAAUGUUAGUUUCUCUACAAGAAGCCACCUCCAACAUUGUUUUAGAGAAUUUGGCAGUACGUCCACACAACCGCAGACCACAUGUAACCAUGCCAGCCCAGGACCACAUCCGGCUUCUUCACCUGCGGGAUCGUAUGAGACCAGCCACCUGGACAGCUGAUGAAACUGGGUUUGCACAACCAAAGAAUUUCUGCACAAGCUGUCAGAAACCGUCUCAGGGAAGCUCAUGUGCGUGCUCAUCGUCCUCACCAGGGUCUUGACCUGACUGCAGUUCUGCAUCGUAACUGAGUUCAGUGGGCAAAUGCUCACCUUCGAUGGCCGCUGGCACGCUGGAGAAGUGUGCUCUUCAUGGAUUAAUCACGGUUUCAACUGUACCGGGCAGAUAGAUGGCAGACAGUGUAUGGCGUCGUGUGGGCGAGAGGUUUGCUGAUUUCAACGUUGUGAACAGAGUGCCCCAUGGUGGGGUUAUGUGGUCUGGGCAGGCAUCAGCUACGGACAAUGAACACAAUUACAUUUUAUCGAUGGCAAUUUUAAUGCACAUAGAUACUGUGACAAGAUCCUGAAAUGGUGGUCACAACAGAUACUGACUGUUUUUCUGAUCCACGCCCCUACCUUUUUUAAAGGAAUCUGUGACCAACAUACUCAUCUUUAUUCCCAGUCAUGUGAAAUCCAUAGUUUAGGGCCUAAUGAAUUUAUUUCAAUUGACUGAUUUCCUUAUACUGUAUGAACUGUAACUCAGUAAAAUGUUCCAUGCCUUCAGCUGAGAACCCAAAAGGGGGGCCUGCUGUAAGCUCCCCUGGGUUUUCGAGAGCUAGGUUUUGUUGCAACCCAAACCCAACUGCACUGUCCUGGCUAUUGUUGCUAGACAUUCUGUUGAUUUCACACUGUUAUCCAUGAUGUUUGCAGAUGUAGCAGAGGAAGUCGACGAGGGUGAUGACAGUGAUGAUGAAGAGGAGGAUGAAGAUGAUGGAACAGAGGUGAAGGAUGAGAAUGGAGUGUUGGUCCUGACCGACAACAACUUCGACACGUUCAUGGAGGGCAAGGACACUGUGCUGGUUGAGUUCUAUGCCCCAUGGUAAGUUUGCAUAAAGGGAGAGUUCACAGUAAUGAAGUCAAUAUUUGUCAGUCAUUGGAGACGUGUCCAUCCACAUCAUCUAUUGUGCAGCUCCUGGUAGCCAAUAUGCAGUAGGAAAACCCGGCAGGCCUUAAUCUCAAAUAUGCAUGGGAUAUCUGCACCACUGAAAUCAUUUCCCCCUUGAUUAACACUUCUCUAAUCUGUUCUCAUCCCCUCUCCCAGGUGUGGCCACUGUAAGCAGUUUGCUUCUGAGUAUGAGAAGAUCGCCCAGAGUCUGAAAGAGAAUGACCCCCCUAUCCCUGUGGCCAAGGUGGACGCGACCAAGGCCAGUUCCUUAGGGAGUAGAUUCGAGGUGUCGGGAUAUCCCACCUUCAAGAUCAUGAAGAAGGGGGAGCCUGUGGAGUAUGAUGGAGCCAGGAAUGAGCAGGGUAGGACAACCACUAACAAGACUGAGCUAAUAGCCUGACUGUCUCUGUUUCUCUAUUUGACUACGCUAGUACAUCUUCACCUUGUUUGACUGAAGCGGAAACAGACUGGUACACAGGCUGCUAACUUAGUUUCACUUCAGUAACAUUGCUAAUGUCUAAACUGUGAUUGUGUUUCAGUCAUUGUGGCGCGAGUGAAGGUAACCCAGCCGGACUGGAUUGCAACCCCCUUCCAGUUUAAGUUUAGUAGUAUUAUUAAUGUGGUAACUGUGGCUGUGUUUCAGCCAUUGUGGCUCGAGUGAAGGAGGUGGCCCAGCCGGACUGGAAGCCCCCUCCAGAGGCCACAUUGGUGCUGACCAAGGACAGCUUUGACGAGGUGGUCAACAACGCUGACAUCAUCCUGGUGGAGUUCUAUGCCCCAUGGUCAGUCCCACUUCAUGUCCUUUUCUCCUUUGCUUUAUCUGCACUGAUCUGAUGCAUAAAAUCUAUCACUUCCUUUGUGUUUUCCAACCAGUAAAGGAGCGGAGGAGAUGAAGCUUCAUGACUGUUGUUCCUGCCUUACGAAGCUUUAUGGUGCUGUUAUAACUGUCCCUCCAGGUGUGGCCACUGUAAGCAGCUGGCUCCAGAGUAUGAGAAGGCAGCCAAGGCCCUGAGCCAGCGCUCUCCUCCCAUCCCCCUGGCCAAGGUAGACGCCACCCAGGAGAAGGACAUCGCCAUCCGCUUCGGGGUGUCGGGGUACCCCACCCUCAAGAUCUUUAGGAAGGGGAAGGCCUUUGACUACAACGGACCCAGAGAGAAGAUUGGUACGUCCACACUUCAGACUGUUUCAGACACUACCCCAUGACUAAAUAUAUCUGCUAACAUUAUGGAUUUUAGGACACAUCCCAUGUUAAUGAUAAUAGCCGAGCGUACUAACUAAUCUGUGUUCUCUCUGUGUAGGAAUCGUUGACUAUAUGAGCGAGCAGGCGGGGCCUCCCUCCAAGCAGGUUCAGAUGGUGAAACAGGUGCAAGAGUUUAUCAAAGAUGGCGACGACGCUGUCAUAGUGGGCGUGUUCUCCUCGGAGCAGGAUACGACCUACGACCUCUACCUAGAGGCCUGUAAGUAUUCAAUCUUUUUUUAUUAACAAUGCUUUGGUGUACACAGUAUGCAGGGUUCGCACAAGGUGCUUUACGUGCUUAAAGUACUUGAAUUUGGCACUCUGAAAUUCAAGUACUGGAAUACCUUGAAAAUCUGACAUUUUCUCAAAUUGGUACUUGAAUUAAAAUGAGAGAACAGACAAUGAUCAAAUAUUAGAAAAAUGUAUUGGUCUUGUGAAUUAAUUUCCAGGCAGACUACAGAGUUUUAUUUCCUCACGUGUUUUGCGCUGUGGUUGCCAGGCGAGCUCACUCAUUCCACCCACACUGCCACUUAGCUUGGCAGGUACAGAACUGACUGAUUAGGCGCCGCCAAACGUCACAUCGAUAGCUAAAAAGACGGUAAAAUGUAGAUUCAAUCCUGCCUUUUGUGCGUAUGGAAAAUGUCUGGGAUAUUUUAUUUCAGCUCAUGAAACAUGGGACCAACACUUUACAUGUUGCGUUUUAUAUUUUUGUUCAGUAGAGUUUACCUACCUUUUUUUACCACUACAUCACUGGACCCAACCAACCCACACCGUGUAAGGUGAAAAGCAUGCGUCAGACUUUGACAUUGCGAGCUUUGGUGAAAUCGGUCCUGAAGAGACUCAUGAAGGGGGAAAGACACAACGCUGCAUCCUACGCUGGCGCCAGUUCUACAUUUACUUUUUCACUGCAACAACCUCCAGAGCUUUUCUGCCAAUCGCCUCCUUCACGGGGCGCCUGCAAUAUUCCGCUUAAUCAAGUGGCAGCCGUUCUGGUGGCCGUUCACUUGCCGUUUUCCUCAAACAACCCAUCCGCCCUUCUCUCGACCGGAAGCAAGACACUUCAUUAAGUAGUAGAUUCCCAAAUGCACAAUUAAACCCCUACAACUUAUCCAGAACGCUGCAGCCCGUCUGGUGUUCAACCUUCCCAAGUUCUCAUGUCGCCCGCUCCUCCGCACACUCCACUGGCUUCCAGUUGAAGCUCGCAUCUACUACAAAACCAUGGUGCUUGCCUACGGAGCUGUGAGGGGAAAGGCACCUCCUUACCUUCAGGCUCUGAUCAGACCUUACACCCAAAUGAGGGCACUACGUUCAUCCACCUCUGGCCUGCUAACCCCCCUACCUCUACGGAAGCACAGUUCCCGCUCAGCCCAGUCAAAGGUAUUCGCUGCUCUGGCACCCCAAUGGUGGAACAAGCUCCCCCACGACGCCAGGACAACGGAGUCACUGACCACCUUCCGGAGACACUUGAAACCCUACCUCUUUAAGGAAUACCUGGAAUAGUAUAACAGUAAUCCUUCUACUCCCCCACCCCCCAUUAAAAAAAAUAAAGGGUGGUUGUCCCACUGGCUAUCCUAAGUUGAAUGCACCAAUUUGUAAAUCGCUCUGGAUAAGAGCGUCUGCUAAAUGACUUAAAUGUAAAUGUAAUUAAGCUGGAAUUGUGUAGUAAUGCGAAUAGGAAACGUUUGUUCACCAGUAGGCAUGUCCCAAAACUCUGCUCAUCACUACUCAAAAUACAAAAUCAUCAAUACUGACUUACCACUUCUGUACACUAUAUAUACAAAAGUAUGUGGACACCCCUUCAAGUUAGUGGAUUCUGUUAUUUCAUCCACCUGUUGCUGACAAGUGUAUAAAAUCGAGCACACAGCCAUGCAGUCUCCAUAGACAAACAUUGGCAGUAGAAUGGCCUUACUGAAGAGCUCAGUGACUUUCAACGUGGCAACGUCAUAGGAUGCCACCUUUCCAACAAGUCAGUUCGUCAAAUUUCUGCCCUGCUAGAGCUGCCCCAGUCAACUGUAAGUGCUGGUAUUGUGAAGUGGAAACGUCUAGGAGCAACAACAGCUCAGCCACAAAGUGGUACUCCACACAAGCUCACAGAACGGGACCGCCGAGUGUUGAAGCAUGUAAAAAUCGUCUGUCCUAGGUUGCAACACUCAGUACCGAGUUCCAAACUGCCUCAAAGCAACGUCAGCACAAGAACUGUUCGUCGGGCGCUUCAUGAAAUGGGUUUCCAUGGCCAAGCAGCCGCACACAAGCCUAAGAUCACCAUGCGCAAUGCCAAGCGUCGGCUGGAGUGGUGUAAAGCUCGCCGCCAUUGGACUCUGGAGCAUUGGAAAGGCGUUUUCUGGAGUGAUGAGUCAAGCUUCACCAUCUGGCAGUCCGCCAAACCCAGAUUUGUCCGUCGGAUGCCAGGAAAACGCUACCUGCCCGAAUGCAUAGUGCCAACUGUAAAGUUUGGAGAAGGAAUAAUUGCCUCGGGCUGUUUUUCAUGGUUUGGGCUAGGCCCCUUAAUUCCAGUGAAGGGAAAUCUUAACGCUACAGCAUGCAAUGACAUUCUAGACAAUUCUGCGCUCCCAACUUUGUGGCAGUUUGGGGAAGGCCCUUUCCUGUUUCAGCAUGAGAAUGCCCCCGUGCACAGAGCAAAGUCCAUACAGAAAUGAUUUGUUGAGAUAGGUGUGGAAGAACUUGACUGGCCUGCACGUAGCCCUUAUUUUCAGGUCUCUCCAGAGAUGUUCGAUCGGGUUCAAGUCCGGUCUCUGGCUGGGCCACUCCAGGACAUUGAGACUUGUCCCGAAGCCACUCCUGCGUUGUCUUGGCUGUGUGCUUAGGGUCAUUGUCCUGUUGGAAGGUGAACCUUCGCCCCAGUCUGAGGUCCUGAGCGCUCUGGAGCAGGUUUUCAUCAAUAAUUUAUCUGUACUUUGCUCCGUUCAGCUUUACCUCGAUCCUGACUAGUCUACCAGUCUCUGCAGCUGAAAAACAUCCCCACAACAUGAUGCUGCCACCACCAUGCUUCACCGUAGGCAUGGUGCCAGGUUUCCUCCAGACGUGACGCUUGGCAUUCAGGCCAAAGAGUUCAAUCUUGGUUUCAUCAGACCAGAGAAUCUUGUUUCUCAUGGUCAGAGUCCUUUUAGGUGCCUUUUGGCAAACUCCAAGCGGGCUGUCAUGUGCCUUUUACUUAGGAGUGGCUUCCGUCUGGCCACUCUACCAUAAAAGCCUGAUUGGUGGAGUGCUGCAGAAAUGUUUGUCCUUCUUGAAGUUUAUAUCUCCAUAGAGGAACUCUGUCAGAGUGACCAUCGGGUUCUUGGUCACCUCCGAUUGCUUAAUUUUGCCGGGCGGACAGCUCUAGGAAGAGUCUAGGUGGUUCCAAACUUCUUCCAUUUUAAGAAUGAUGGAGGCCACUGUGUUGUUGGGGACCUUCAGUGCUGCAGAAAUGUUGUGGUACCCUUCCCCGGAUCUGUGUCUCGACACAAUCCUGUCUCGGAGCGCUUCGGACAAUUCCUUCAACUUCAUGGCUUGGUUUUUGCUCUGACAUGAACUGUCAACUGCGGGACCUUAUAUAGACUGGUGCCUUUUCAAAAUCAUGUCCAAUCAAUUGAAUUUACCACAGGUGGACUCCAAUCACGUUGUAGAAACAGCUCAAGGAUGAUCAAUGGAAACAGGCUGCACCUGAGCUCAAUUGAGUCUCAUAGCAAAGGGUCUGAAUACUUAAGGGUGUUUUUUUUAUUUUUAAUAAAUUUGCAAACAUUUCUAAAAACCUGUGUGCUUUGUCAUUAUGGGGUAUUGUGUGUAGAUUGAGGGAAAAUGUAUUUAAACCAUUUUAGAAUAAGGCUGUAACGUAACAAAGUGGAAACGUCAAGGGGUCUGAAUACUUUCCGAAUGCACUGUGUGUAUAUAUAUCUAGCUAGCUAGCACACGAGACACCUGUCUGAUUUCAUGCCUGUCUCAGUGGACUAAUCCAUUGCAGAGGCUACGAGGAUGGCACACCAGUAGUACAUUUAUCGUUAAUUCCCACCAUUUAUAAUCUACAAUCUUUGUUUGGUUAUGGUCAUUUGUUAAUGCAUUCGAAUUGUUGUUGUUAUUAUUAUUAGUCAUUUACCGUUCUCCUUGUCGAAGUGGACACGUUUGCGUACUGCACAACCUAGGUUACACUUGUGAGGAACAAGUGUUGGUUUAUUUCAUUCCAUUUACAAGUUGUCAAUUUAUUCAUUGUCUUUUGUUUUGUAGCGUGCUUGUCAAUGUUGCGUAAGGGCACACACCUGAUUUCUAUUUGAAGUAGGCCUAGGCUACCUGGCCUGCGUGCAAAUGUAAGCCUAUAAAUGUGCCCAUUUGCGGAUCUGAUAUUAUUUCUGAUUCUUAGGCUCCACAGUGGUGGUGAGUUCUCAAAGUAUUUUUUUCUUCACCUCAAACAGCAAGUAAACAGUCUGUUUUUACAUCCAUUGAGAGGCUAUGUUGAGGAACUAUUGUCAAUUUGAAAAAUCUUUCCAGCUCUCUUUCGAUAACCACUCCGCAUGAUAGGGGAAAAAAAUGUCAUGCUCUGAUCCGGUGGAAACGUCAUAAAAUAGGCUUACCUGAUUACUUCUUAUCCCUUGCGCAAAAUAGCCUACAGCUGUGUCUGUCCGGAGCUCACUGGGACAGGAAACUGAGGGCUCAGGAUAUUUUAUACAAUGUUGCAAGUUUGAUAGCACCAGCUUCAGGCCUGACCAAGUUAAUAGUUGAUACAAUGUUUCAAGUUCCUUGCAGACAGGCCAUGCGUAGCCAAUGUGAUUUAUAGAUUUAUUUUUCAGGAUAUUUUCUACCUGCUAUUAUUUACGUAGUUGGCAAUAUAAGUUACUUUUAGAAUUUUGAUUAACCACAUAAUGAUUUUGAGAUACGAAGGCUUUAUUAUAAAUGAAACUGUUCCACGAAAAUGUGCGUAUGAAAAUCAUAACUGGCACGCAGAUCGGUAGAAAUGGUAAGAUAAAUUGCCAUUCUAAAUGGAAAAGGUUGACGACCCCUGUGUAGUCUAUUACCUACCGGUAACUUCAGGAGCUUAAUGGCAGAAUCUGCAAAGGCAACAACAACAGUGUUUUUGUUGUUUUUCUGGUUAGGCUUUCUUGCUCUCUGGCUCCCUCUUGUGUCAUUUGUGUGUCUUGAUUAUUUAAUCACAGUGUGCUUAAAGCAUAAGACAAGCUCAGUAGCCUACAUACAGUGUAGUUGAUUUUGUUAAAAGACAUAGGGUGUGUCUAUAUAGGGAAAACUACACGUUUUAAAAUUGACCAAGAUGUUUUACAGCCCUAGAAACGACACAUUAUUGAGUAGGACUUGUAAGGUAGUGAUGAAUACUGUCUGCCCCCCCCCCCCAUGAGGUUGUGGCGAUAUACUGCCAUCUGGUGGCGACUAGAAACAAUUACUUAAUAUGAACUUCUCCAAAUUGAUGGUCCUUGAAAAUAAAUAUUAGUGCUUGAAAAAGUACCUAAGUCCUUGAAUUUGACUUGUCGCAGUCUUUACGAACCCGGAGUAUGACUAUACAUAGAAUGCUGUAUGUGUAGUAUUGAGGGUGUAUAGCAAAUUCCUGUGCUCCUGGUGAGGCUUUCUAAAGGGGAUCAAUAGUGAUUGUAUUGUAGCAUUGUGCUCAGUGUCCCUGUCCCUGGGUUCCCCUCCUCUCUGUCCUCCCAGGUCACGUUCUGAGAGAGGACUUCAAGUUCCUCCACACCUUCAGUUCAGACAUGGCCAAGCUCCUCAAGGCCUCCCCCGGCCAGGUCGUCAUGGUGCAGCCUGAGAAGUUCAGGUCCAAGUACGAGAAAGCUUCACACACACUCACCAUCAAAGUAAGUCUGUCCAUAAGGUGUGUGUGUGUUUGUCUAACCUCUAGUAGACUUCAAUGAAGCAUGCUCUCCUGACCUAAAGUGCUGAAAUGAUUUAUGUAUGUUUAAUGUUGUAAGAUCUGGCUUAUCUCUCCUUUCAGGACUCCACAGAGGUGUCUGAGGUGCAGGACUUUUUUAAGAAACACAUCCUGCCACUGGUGGGUCACAGGAAACAGAGCAAUGACGCUAAACGCUACACCAAGAGGCCGCUGGUCGUUGUAUACUACGGAGUGGACUUCAGCUUCGACUUCAGGAAAGGCGAGUGUCCUCAACUCCUUAUUUCCUAUGUUAUGUGAAUAUUGUCUCUUUCCAGAGUCUAAAGCUGCAUAGCUUCCAUAAUACCUUUUUGUCAGGUUGAAGGGCUGGAACAAAAGCCUGCACUGCCAGUAGCUCUCCUCCAGGACCUGCGGUUGGAGAACCUUGGCUGGGUUAAUUGCAACUCAUCUCAUGCCUCAUAACCCUUUCUAUCUCUGUUCCAGCCACCCAAUUCUGGAGGAGCAAGGUUCUGGAGGUGGCCAAGGAUUUCCCAGAAUACACCUUUGCCAUCGCUGACGAGGAGGAUUACUCAGACGAGCUGAAGAGCCUGGGGCUCAGCGACAGCGGGGAGGAAGUCAAUGUGGGGAUUCUGGGAGAUGGCGGCAAGAAGUUUGCCAUGGAGCCUGAGGAGUUUGACUCUGAGGUGCUGAGGGACUUCAUCAUGGCCUUCAAGAAAGGUGAGCUUCACCACAACAUGUUGUAUUGAGUUACAUAUUAACCUGAGUUGGGUUCCUUGUCUGCAGCCAGCCAAAUAUCAUCAGUAUGUGACAGGUCUUUAUUGCCAAUAUCGUGUAAUGGACUAUACAUUAGUGUCCGUUUCUGUCUCUCCCUCUCUGUAGGCAAACUGAAACCCAUCAUCAAAUCCCAGCCGGUGCCCAAGAACAACAAAGGCCCCGUGACGGUAGUGGUUGGGAAGACCUUCGACGACAUUGUCAUGGAUACCAAGAAAGAUGUCCUGAUCGAGUUCUACGCCCCGUGGUGCGGUCACUGUAAGAAGCUGGAACCCGACUACACCGCCCUGGGCAAGAAAUACAAGAACGAGAAGAACUUGGUCAUCGCCAAAAUGGACGCCACAGCUAACGACGUGCCUCACGACAGCUACAAAACAGAGGGCUUCCCCACCAUCUACUUUGCGCCUAGCAACAGCAAGCAGAGCCCAAUCAAAUUUGAGGGUGAGGAUAGAACCAUAGAAGGAUUUAGUAAGUUCUUGGAACAGCACGCCACAAAGUUAUCACAGAGCAAAGAUGAACUUUAAGAAUCUCUUUCUGAGUAGCUAAGAACUCUAACCAUGCCAGUGUAGAGACUACAGGUUCCAGGUGCCCUGGAGGAGCCGAGGGCAGAGACUGUCAAUUCCAAAUCAACCCUUCCUAGCCCCUACACCCUAGCCACCUAUG